This is a messenger RNA of Cylindrotheca closterium, 999 nucleotides long. Lineage: Eukaryota; Bacillariophyta; Bacillariophyceae; Bacillariales; Bacillariaceae. The record is from the annotation of a GenBank genome assembly.
AUGGCAACGCCAAGUGGAGCUGGAGCCGGUGGAUCCAAUCCACCAACACCUUUUCAAGUUCAACAGCCAACCAUGGGCAAACUGAUGCUCAUUGACAGUGAUGGAAAGCAGGUAGCUGUUGUCGGAGGAGGUGCCCCAAAGGAUGACUGGUCCGCCCUAGACCCAGCUCGACUCGAGCCCUAUUGUGCAGGCCAGAUCCGUACCAUCCUCUAUGACGGCAAACAUCGAGCCUACCGUGUGAAAGGACUCGAGACCAAGUUCAACCUCAAAGGAAACCUGCGAAUGUUUCAGCGUGACGUCAUUCAACAUCUUGUGGCAAAUGGACUUGACACAAUCGCCUACGUACCUCAUUGCCAAACUGGUAUACCUGUGCAUGUUGUCGAGGAGCAUCCCUCCUUCACGAUUGAGAGUGUGAGGAAGCAAGUUUCUGCUCAGCUCCUCAAGUACGACAAGUAUGACUCCGCCAACGACUCUGAAGCCAAGCUCUUUCUUGAGAAUAGUUUGGAACCGAGUUUGCUUGAGAAGUUGACAAUGCGAAUCAAGACAACAGACUCAUUCCCAGUUGUUUUCAUUACCUUGAUGUACUUGAACCGAUCUCAAUCAGUUCACCGUUUUGAGGCUAUCAAGGAGAGCAUCAGAAAGCGCAAGCCAUCGGACUACCCUGGAGAGGACAUUUCGUUGAUGUCGGAAGAUCACAAGAUUGACGCCAAGGAAUUGGUCAAGGCUGGCCAAUACCAUCAUUUCCUCACAGGGUCCAUGCUGGACGGUUAUCUCAAGGCUGGUCCAAAGGAUCACAACUUGUACUGUCACAACCUGUUGAGCGAGAGUCAGAAACUUGAGCGAGCAUUGUUGGACAUUGGAUACAUGUAUAGAACUGCAGCAGACGUUCAUGUGGCCUCCGAGCGUCUUACCUAUGAGGAUGUCUCUGAUCUUGCAGAGGACAACUACCGCAAGCUCAAGGACAAAGGUGAAUGGACCCCAGCUCUCUCCACCGUCUGA